AUGGGAUUUGGCUACAAAUGGAUUCUGAGCUUUUGCAUGCUCAUCGUCCCCAUCGCCAUCACACUCGGCGUCCUCUUUCCGCUGCAAAACGCUCACAAGAGUGGCGGAAAGUCUGGUAGUUUCCUCGGCGAUGGCGGCAUCGGCACAGGUGGCCCGGGGUCAGCACCCAGGCCCAAAGACAACAAUAUUGAGCUCGCCCAAGCUUGCACCCAAUUCGCCGACCUGGGCAAUCCCCAGCGUUACUACUGGGACAAGAGCCAGCAGCAAUAUACUUUCAACCCUAACCAAUGGGGUCUCACCAACGGCGCAAAGAGCGGCAUGUGUAUGGAUGUCCUCUUCAACAACAACGGCACAUACGCCAAGCCCGAGCUGGCUCCUCCGUUCCAGGUGACCUGGCAGUAUUCUCCCGCUCCCGCCGGGCAGAACAAUGUGCACGCUUUCGCCAACAUCAAGCUCGAAAAGGUCUUCCCCAAGCAAUUCAGCUCCAUCAAGAAGCUCUUCGUCGAUUUCGAAUGGAAAUACGUCACUGGCAAUGACAACACGACGGCGAGCGAAUCGGCGACCAUGGGGACCAAGAGUGUCAACACCAACGUCGCCAUUGACAUGUUCUCGGACAAGAACAGUGAUACCUCGCAGGAUAACGUAAAGGCAGCUUUUGAAAUCAUGAUUUGGUUUGCCGCCAUUGGCCCGUCUGCGCACGUCAUUGGUCAGGACACGACAUCGAUUGUCAGGACACUGCCUCUGACAGAUGCUACCACCAAUGCGCAGGUCCUCUUCGACUUGUACGCCGACAAGCACCCAACCACUAGCCAGUUCGUGAUGACCUGGAAGGCGCAGACGAUCACGGAAAAGUUCCACGGCGACGUCUACCCGCUGAUUGAUUACAUCCUCACCGCCGGCAACUCGAGCUACCCGAGCUCGAGCGACUAUCUUGGUUCCUUUGGCAUGGGCACCGAAGCGUACGAUGCGCCGUCAAACGUGACGUUUUACUGCCCCGAUUUUGCCGUCACUGUAGAAUAA
Cordyceps fumosorosea ARSEF 2679 is the source of this 1020-nucleotide messenger RNA. RefSeq names its product Concanavalin A-like lectin/glucanase. Gene Ontology annotation, molecular function: cellulase activity. NCBI's taxonomy places the organism in Eukaryota, Fungi, Ascomycota, Sordariomycetes, Hypocreales, Cordycipitaceae. The record is from RefSeq and is a predicted model, not a curated record. Gene Ontology annotation, biological process: polysaccharide catabolic process. The transcript has 4 exons. The coding region runs from base 1 to 1020 and encodes 339 amino acids.